Molecule: messenger RNA, 1191 nt
Organism: Heteronotia binoei (common prickly gecko)
Lineage: Eukaryota; Metazoa; Chordata; Lepidosauria; Squamata; Gekkonidae
Gene: RRP8
Product: ribosomal RNA processing 8
Exons: 5
Coding region: 1-1128 (375 amino acids)
Biological process (GO): rDNA heterochromatin formation; regulation of transcription by glucose; cellular response to glucose starvation
Cellular component (GO): chromatin silencing complex; rDNA heterochromatin; nucleolus
Molecular function (GO): methyltransferase activity
Source: RefSeq, a predicted model, not a curated record
AUGUUCGCCGAGGCCGCCUGGAGCGACGCCGAAGCACCGGCCGCCCCCUCCGCCCCCUGCCCGCGGCCCAGGCCCCUCCCCCGCAGGGCGCUCCUCGCCGUCCUCCGGCGCCUCCAGGCCGCGGCCAGGCCCAGCCCCUCCCGCCCGGAGCCUGCCCUCGCGGAGGAGGGGGACCGAGGUGGGCCAGCCGAGGGGCGGGCGGGGGCGCCCUCCGACACAGCCUCUCUUUCUCCCCCAGGGGAAGCUGCAGCUGGAGCAGGCCCCGUGCCUGGGGACAAGCGGAAGAACACGCCUGCAGAAGAGGAGGAGGAGGAGGAGAAGCCAAAGCAGCUGCUGACCAGGAAGCAAUGGAGGAACCGGCAAAAGAACAAGAGGCGGCAGAAGAACAAGUUCAAGGUCGGCAGGGACGCCUUGGCACUGCCCCUCGAAGCCUCUCCGCCACCCCAGGAGCCUCUCGACAGGCGAGCAGCUGCCCUGCGGCUGCAGGUGGAGGAGCGCCUGGAUUCUGCCCGCUUCCGCUACAUUAACCAGCAGCUGUACACCCGCCCCAGCCGCGAGGCAGCCCGUCUCUUCCAGGAAGACCCCGAAGCCUUUGCUAUCUAUCACCGUGGCUUUGCCCAACAGGUGGCACGUUGGCCUGAAAACCCCGUGCAGCGCUUUGUGCGUUAUCUCCGGAAAAGGCCGGCUUCAUUGGUGGUGGCAGAUUUUGGCUGUGGCGAUUGCACACUGGCCCGCAGCAUUCAAAACAAAGUGCACUGCUUUGACUUGGUGGCCCUGGACCCUCGUGUCAUCAUCUGUGACAUGUCCCAGGUGCCCCUGGAAGCUGAAUCAGUGGACGUGGUGGUUUUCUGCUUGGCACUCAUGGGGACUAAUCUGUGUGAGAUCCUGGAAGAGGCCAACCGGGUGCUGCGAACUGGGGGCACCCUGCUAGUGGCCGAGGUGGCCAGUCGUUUUGCAGACCUGCGGGCCUUUUUGGGGGCGCUGUCCAGGCUGGGCUUCCAGCUGAUCUCCAAGGACGUCUCUGGCUCCCAUUUCUACGCGCUGGAGCUGCGGAAGACGAGCGGCGCUAGGACCGGGAAGGCGCCGGCGGGCUUGGCGCUGCUGCCGUGCCUGUACAAGCGACGCUGAGGGGCGGGGCGGGGGCGCGAUGACGUCAGUGGCGUGCGUGUUGAAUAAAGUGCCUGGGCUGGA